AGACUUGCACAUCCGGGAGGAGUGGGUCGUGGUUCUCGGACCGGGACGUCUGUGCAGGCGGGCUCCGGACCGCUCUCGGUCCUGUGCGUGGCAGGCUUGCGUUUCAUUCAAGAGGUUGAAGAAGGUGGUCCUGCAGCCAUGGCGGAGCUGGCCGGAGCGAAGCCGAGGCGCAUCCUGGUGACGGGUGGCACCGGGCUGGUGGGGCGAGCCAUCGAGAAGGUCGUAGCGGACGGGGAGGGCCGGCCGGAUGAGCAGUGGAUCUUCGUGUCCUCCAAGGAUGCCGACUUAACGAAUGCGGCAGAGACUAAAGCCCUGUUUGAGAAGCACAGGCCCACCCACGUCAUCCACCUGGCAGCCAUGGUGGGCGGCCUCUUCAAGAACAUCAAGUACAACCUGGAUUUCUGGAGGAGGAACGUCCACAUCAACGACAACGUGCUGCACUCAGCGUACGAGCUCGGGGCCCAGAAAGUGGUCUCUUGCCUCUCCACCUGCAUCUUUCCCGACAAGACCAGCUACCCCAUUGACGAGACCAUGAUCCACAACGGGCCCCCGCACACCUCCAACUUCGGCUACUCCUACGCCAAGAGGAUGAUCGACGUCCAGAACAGGGGGUACUUUGAGCAGCACGGCUGCCGGUUCACCGCCGUCAUCCCUACCAAUGUCUUCGGGCCUCACGACAACUUCAACCUCGAGGACGGCCACGUGCUGCCCGGCCUCAUCCACAAGGUCUACAUGGCCAAGAAAACAGGCACCGCCCUCACCGUGUGGGGCACAGGGAAGCCCCGGAGACAGUUCAUCUACUCGCUGGACCUGGCCCGGCUCUUCCUCUGGGUGCUCCGGGAAUACGACGAGGUGGAGCCCAUCAUCCUCUCGGUGGGGGAAGAGGACGAGGUCUCCAUCCGGGAAGCUGCUGAAGCCAUCGUGGAAGCCAUGGACUUCACGGGGGGGCUGGUUUUCGAUGAGACGAAGUCGGACGGGCAGUUCAAGAAAACAGCCAGCAACAGCAAGCUGAGGCGAUACCUGCCUGGCUUCCGCUUCACGCCCUUCCGGCAAGCAGUGAAGGAAACCUGCAACUGGUUCACCACCAACUACGCCGUUGCCAGGAAGUGACCGGUCCCGGGGCCAGCGGGGCCUUGGCCGCCACCUCUUACACUCAGGGCGUUCUCUGCGGGGGCAGAGGAUGAGACAAACCGAUCAGGGCAUCUGGGAGGGUGGCAGGAGAGGCAUCAUGGGGUGAGAAUUCAGUGAUUUAAGGGUGGCGGUGCUCCUCUUCCCCGGGGCCAGCUUAGGAUACACUUUGCCAACACGGGACUUGCACUACAAGGAGACCAGGAGGCCGGGGGUGGUGGGGACAGCCUCUCCUGGGCCAGAUCAGAUCCUGUGCGCUUGCCUCGAAGCUCUGCAGGGGCACAGCCUUGCGGGCAGGAGCCUGGGAGCUGCAGCAUGGGAGAGAGACGGUGACGGCCUGGUCUAGCUCCGGCGGAGACUUGUCUACAAAAGGGCUGUGCUGCGAGAGCGGGUGAUGGGAGGCUGGGGAGUGCCCGGUGCUCCUACUCUGCUUGCUGGGCAUUUCCGGAGGAGCCAGGGCCCAGUUUGUGUCCUGUCUGCUCCCAGCCCUUCUUCCCUGCCGGCGCUUCUGUCCCCCACUGUGAAAUGGCAAAUGUACUAAGCUGUGAUCAAGUGUAAUUUAGAUGCUGAAUAAAUCAGGGCCAAUGCUUUGUGGCUUUGCUGUCCUAGAA
Messenger RNA from Gavialis gangeticus (Gharial), 1739 nucleotides. RefSeq names its product tissue specific transplantation antigen P35B (gene GFUS). The transcript is spliced from 11 exons. The record is from RefSeq and is a predicted model, not a curated record. The coding region runs from base 139 to 1110 and encodes 323 amino acids. NCBI's taxonomy places the organism in Eukaryota, Metazoa, Chordata, Crocodylia, Gavialidae. Gene Ontology annotation, biological process: nucleotide-sugar biosynthetic process. Gene Ontology annotation, molecular function: GDP-L-fucose synthase activity.